GUCAUAUCUACCACCAUGGGCCCCAAGGACCACAUGGUAACCAGCUCCUUCUGCUGCCAGAGCGACGGCUGCAACAGUGCCUUUUUGUCUGUUCCCUUGACCAAUCUUACUGAGAAUGGCCUGAUGUGCCCCGCCUGCACUGCAAGCUUCAGGGACAAAUGCAUGGGGCCCAUGACCCACUGUACUGGAAAGGAAAACCACUGCAUCUCCUUAUCUGGACACGUGCAGGCUGGUAUCUUCAAACCCAGAUUUGCUAUGCGGGGCUGUGCUACAGAGAGUAUGUGCUUCACCAAGCCUGGUGCUGAAGUGCCCACAGGCACCCAUGUCCUCUUCCUCCAACAUAUAGAGUGCACUCACUCCCCCUGAAAAGCUAUCUGAACAGAGGAAGAUAUAUGUAGUGUGAAGUCCCCAUUUGUCCUCAGCCUGUAACUCCCCAUGUGCCUAUAAAGAA
Molecule: messenger RNA, 451 nt
Organism: Pongo pygmaeus (Bornean orangutan)
Lineage: Eukaryota; Metazoa; Chordata; Mammalia; Primates; Hominidae
Product: phospholipase A2 inhibitor and Ly6/PLAUR domain-containing protein-like
Exons: 1
Coding region: 16-366 (116 amino acids)
Source: RefSeq, a predicted model, not a curated record